AUGGGCGCUGGUGAAAGCAAACACACAUUCCCUUCCUCGCUCGAUCUUCUCACCCUCGAUGCUAUUGAACUGCAGUCCUUGUUAGCCGCACAGAAACUCACUAGUGCUCAGCUAGUCAAAGCAUGUCUGGAGCAGAUUCGAAGCCAAGACCACAAGGGGCUGGAGUUACAUGCGAUGAUCGCAACUCCACCAGAGCAAGACUUGAUCAAGAUUGCAGAUACUCUUGACAAUGAGAGAAAAGCAGGUCUCAUCCGUGGACCUCUUCAUGGUAUCCCAAUCAUUGUGAAGGAUGCUAUCGCAACUGACCCGCAGUUCAAAAUGAAGACGACAUGCGGAUCUCAUGCUUUGGCUAGCUCUAUUGUAUCUGGAGAUGCGCGUGUCGUUGAGAAGCUUCGGAAAGCCGGUGUGAUUAUUCUAGGAAAGUCAAAUUUGACGGAAUUUUGCCAAAUGAAAGGAGACAAUAUCACCAAUGGUUGGUCCGCAGUUGGCGGCCAAACCGUAUCACCCUAUAUUAGAGGCGGCAUUCGCCAUGAUCAAGGCUCUGGGGGUCCAUCUAUUCCUGGGGGCUCAUCGACGGGAUCUGCCGUUGGUGUAGCCGCUGGAUACAGUCCAUUGGCCUUAGGAACGGAAACGGACGGUUCUACUAUUCAGCCAGCCAACCGAGCAGCUCUAUUUGCUAUAAAGCCCACGCACGGGAUUGUGUCUGUUGAUGGCAUCUGGCAGCUAUCGACCAGUUUCGAUGUCAUUGGUUCCAUGGCCAAGUCGGCAAGUGACCUAGCCAACCUACUCCACAUUCUCGUUGAAGACGAAGCUGCAGACUACCCACGGUUUUUGACUAGAUCAUUCGCCGACUUGAGGUUGGGUUUCGCAGAUCCUGACAUGUGGCGGUUCCCUGACAGCUAUUCCCAUCCAGACGAGGGAGUGCGAGAGCAGAUGAAAGCAGUAUACCUUGAUGCUCUUUCAAAGAUUCAACCGUUGGCUGCUAAAGUGGAAUAUCCAGUUGAAAUCGUCCAGCCGGAGGAGCUUGAUAUACAUGGAAAAUCCAGCUUCUUCACCGUUAUCAGAUAUGAAUACGGCCCUCUUGCAGACAGUUACCUGAACAAUUUGGUUGAGAGUGAAGUGCGAAGUCUAGAUGAGCUUAUCAAAUGGAACGAGGCACAUCCUGAGCUUGAGCUUCCUAAAGAUUACCCUAGCCAGUCGCGUCUUAUAGCGGCGCGGGAUCAGGUGCCUUCUACUGCUGAUUAUAACGCAGUCAUAUCUCAUCUUGAGAAAGUGACAGUCGAACUAGGUGCUAUUUUUGACAGUCAUGAUAUUGAUUUGAUUGUGGUACCGACAGAUUCGCGCAUUUGCUCAUUGGCAUCAGCAUCCGGUAGGUCCUAUAACAACGCAAAGUAG
Molecule: messenger RNA, 1395 nt
Organism: Penicillium soppii
Lineage: Eukaryota; Fungi; Ascomycota; Eurotiomycetes; Eurotiales; Aspergillaceae
Product: amidase signature enzyme
Exons: 9
Coding region: 1-1395 (464 amino acids)
Source: RefSeq, a predicted model, not a curated record